Vigna angularis (adzuki bean) is the source of this 998-nucleotide messenger RNA. RefSeq lists its product as uncharacterized. The record is from RefSeq and is a predicted model, not a curated record. Lineage: Eukaryota; Viridiplantae; Streptophyta; Magnoliopsida; Fabales; Fabaceae. The coding region runs from base 180 to 386 and encodes 68 amino acids. The transcript has 2 exons.
UAAUCUAAAUGGGCCAUUUGGGCCCAAUAGCUACAGAACCAUGAUCUUCAACCUAAACCCUAAAGCCCCUUCUUCUCUCUUUCUGCGACUCUAUCAGUGAAUCGAUUCCAACAAGCAUCGAAGCUCGGGAAUUGAAUUGAAUUUCUUUACCUAGUGGUGAGGUUGCAGAUUGGAAGAAGAUGAAAAAGGGUGUUCAUCCACAGAAGCAAUGGAUAUCCUACGUUACACAAACAGGUAGGUUGAUGCAUGUGAUGAUGACAAAGAUACACCCUGUUGGAAAAGUCUACCACUUCCGGGCUAAGCGUCAAAUGGCCGAGAGUUUAGGACAGAUUGCUAAGUUCAGACGCCGCUUUGGUCUAGAAAAUCAAGCGGCCAAUGAAAAAUAACAAUUUCAGUGGGCAGAAGGAACUUUGGCUUUUCAUUUUGGAAGAGAAUAACAGGUAUAUUGGUGGUAUACUCUCAAUCAGGUUCUUUUGUAGCAUUCAACAUGUCUAGUUAAUCUGCAGAAAUGUUUCAUAUCAAGUGAUGUCUUUAGCAGUUGAUAUUUGCUUGUGGGUUUAUUAAUGCAAAUUCAAGCUAGAGAUCUUUGUCGACUCUUUUGCAUAUUACGAGGAAAUUUAUUGCUGGGCACUAGGUUAGCCUGAUGCUUAUGUUGAAGGGUGAAAUUGCUAGUUUGAAUUGAACAACGGUAUCUAGUGAUUGUUUAGUUUCUUAGUAUAAAUCUUGUCUGAAACAACCAUCUGCAAUAUGCCUAUUUUAAUUUGUUCUUUGAUCGGCUCUCUAUUAUCUGGCAUUAUCUGUGUCUGUUUAGAAGUUUUAGAGAAGGUUAAGAAUUACCAUAUUUUAAUCUUGCAUAACAUCCCAUGAUUGACAAUGGAGGAAAAUAUGGAUUAUUUAUAUGGUAGGAUAAGUUUCCUGCAGCAGAAUAUGAUUUUUGUACACUGUCAAGUCAAAUUCAGCUUAUGCACCAAAAGAAUAUAUCAUCAAUAUUUAUUCUC